ACGUUAUCCUGCCGCAUCUUGUCUCCUGUUUUACAGGUUGGUACUAUUAACAAACACACAAUGUCACAAAAUAGUAAUUGGACAAGGUUAGCUAAAUGUAGACGAGUCUGUAUAUGAGUUGUGAAGUGUGUACUGGUUAAUAUAACCGAGUAGAACAAGGCUUCGUUUUCCGGACUUGUAGGCGAGUUGUUGCGAAAGUGGGUGGGGGAGGAGACUGGCGUCAAGUAGAAACACAAUGUCGAGGGCUGGAAAUGAAAUGGAAAUGAGUGAGGACGAGUUACGUGAAGUGGGAGGUGUAGUGAGCAGCUCGGGAACCGGAGCCUCACAUAAACGGACAUGUUAAAGAAGUAUCUGGUCCAGUAGGAGGGACAUUUUUGGAGAGCAAGAUCCUGGCCUUUUUGGCGGGUCCAUUUGUAGUUUCAGUGUGGGUGUAAAAUGAGUUGAGUCGGUGAAGGUAAUCUGUAGUGGGCUUGUGAUGUGUUCUUCUUCCGCCUUGGUGUUCUUCUUCCGCCUUGGUGUUCUUCUUCCGCCUUGGUGUUCUUCUUCCGCCCCCCCCAUCUUGUUGUGAUGUAGGCAGGGUGGAGUGAAUGGUGAGACAAAAGAGUCAGUAGCUCUAUUCGGACGCGAUAAUCUAUCCAUGAUAAUAUGAAACAGGUUCAGGGAUAAAAGUGUGUUUGAUUAAAUGUUCCUAAACAAAGAGGAAGACAUAAUACCAACUGUGGUCCCCAUUCAAAUCACAUUGGACCAAUCAUGACAAGUGAAAACUAGUCAGUUCCAGAGCGGUCCAUUGUCAGAGCGGUCCAUCGUCAGAGCGGUCCAUUGUCAGAGCGGUCCAUUGUCAGAGCGGUCCAUUGUCAGAGCGGUCCAUUGUCAGAGCGGUCCAUUGUCAGAGCGGUCCAUUGUCAGAGCGGUCCAUUGUCAGAGCGGUCCAUUGUCAGAGCGGUCCAUUGUCAGAGCGGUCCAUUGUCAGAGCGGUCCAUUGUCAGAGCGGUCCAUUGUCAGAGCGGUCCAUCGUCAGAGCGGUCCAUCGUCAGAGCGGUCCAUCGUCAGAGCGGUCCAUCGUCAGAGCGGUCCAUCGUCAGAGCGGUCCAUCGCCAGAGCGGUCCAUCGUCAGAGCGGUCCAUCGUCAGAGCGGUCCAUCGUCAGAGCGGUCCAUCGUCAGAGCGGUCCAUCGUCAGAGCGGUCCAUCGUCAGAGCGGUCCAUCGUCAGAGCGGUCCAUCGUCAGAGCGGUCCAUCGUCAGAGCGGUCCAUCGCCAGAGCGGUCCAUCGCCAGAGCGGUCCAUUGUCAGAUCAAAUGGCUUCAAAUAACAAAAAGAUGAAAAUGUCUGAACCUCAUAAUACCAAGGAAGAACACUGUCACCGAUUGUCCUUUUCUAGCGGAGACUCAGGCCGAACAGAUAAAGGGGAAAUCACCUGUACCGAACCUGGCAACAUAAUAGAAGUUCUCAGAAGAAAUGAGAUCUUCUGUAAAUUAAUGAAAAAGGUGAAGGGGAGAGAAGUUGUCAUUGUGAAUGAAAAAGGGGCCAUAGCGGAGCACUUUCCAUGUUGCUUAAUUAAGAAAGAUGAGCUCCUCGUUAUAUUCACUUUCCCUAAAUCUAAAACACCGGCCAUAGAUGAGAAAAGGGAACUUGCACAGGGAAAAGAGCAACAGCAAAAAUCCUCAUUUGUCACUUUCUGUGUUGGGGUAACAGGUGGGAAAAAUAUCACAAGCAAGGAGGUACUUAAACACCCAAAACAUAAGCAUUUUAGCCCUCUGUGUAUCUAUGCAAAAUGUGGGGAUACAGUCAAGUCAGCUCUGGAAGCAGAUGGGCGUUUCUCAGACAUAGUGUUUGCAGAAACAUGUACACUUUGUGAGGAACCCCAAAAACAAACAAAUAUUACUAUGUCCACUGUAGUAAACAAGCUAAAAGAUCGCAGAUUUCAAAUUUUUCUAAAGGAACCAACAAACAGAGAAGUGCUUGGCACCACAAAAUCAAAGAUUUCUGACACAAGAUUCAAAUCUGAGGGUGACACCACACAACCCUCUCAGUCCAACUCAAGUACAAAAUCGGAGGAGGGGCCCUCUCAGUCCAACUCAAGUGCAAAAUCGGAGGAGGGGCCCUCUGUGGGAAAUAUGACACAGGAGCGACAGGAAAUACAGGCAAAUAAGAAACAAAAAUACAUUCCCAUGCCAGAUUCUAGGGAAAUUCAUCAGAUCUUAUGCGACCAGUUUAAACGUUUACAAGAUCACAUGAAGAGUAGGUAUCCACAGGAGAAAUCUGAGUCUGAAGUGAUAGAGUUGAUGAGGGAGGAAUUUGGUAAGAAACCGGAGAGUUUUACUGAAGUGUACAGGUUAACAGAGCUGGCAGAAGUGACCACCUCAGUCUGUAAGGUCGAGCACGAAUUCAUCGAAGGAACAGGUUUCCUGCUGUUCGAUAACUUCAUCCUGACAAAUGGUCAUUUGUUCAAGGAUGAAGGUGUACUUCAGGGAAAGAGACUGUCGGUUCCCACAACUGUCACGUUUAAUUUUGACAACCCACUUGGAUCAGGUCAGUGGAAGGUAAAUGUUAAACCAGAAGUGGUUGCCCUCCAAUAUGGAGUUGAUAGGUGGAGGCGUCAGGUUGACUAUGCCAUACUGGAGUUGAGUACCCCAUUAAAAGGCUAUAAGUUGCCUCCAGGUGUCCUUCAGAAGUAUGGCCCAGUCCCUCAGACAGGUGGGAUCUACAUCGUUGGCCAUCCAGAUGGAGGCGUUAAAAGAUGGACUCCACGACCAUAA
Messenger RNA from Oncorhynchus gorbuscha (pink salmon), 2756 nucleotides. Its product is annotated as serine protease FAM111A-like. The coding region runs from base 1296 to 2756 and encodes 486 amino acids. The transcript has 3 exons. NCBI's taxonomy places the organism in Eukaryota, Metazoa, Chordata, Actinopteri, Salmoniformes, Salmonidae. The record is from RefSeq and is a predicted model, not a curated record.